Messenger RNA from Aspergillus sclerotioniger CBS 115572, 1729 nucleotides. RefSeq names its product cholinesterase. The transcript has 2 exons. Lineage: Eukaryota; Fungi; Ascomycota; Eurotiomycetes; Eurotiales; Aspergillaceae. Bases 1 to 1665 code for a protein of 554 amino acids. The record is from RefSeq and is a predicted model, not a curated record.
AUGAUCUCCUCGGUUUUCCUGCCGGUCAUUGCGGCCGCCUUACUACCUACUUCUGUUGUCACGCGAAGAACCAACACAACAACAGCACCCACCGUGCAAGUCCGCAAUGGCACGUACGCCGGCCUAUACAAUCCCACUUACGAUCAAGACUUGUUCCUCGGCAUACCUUACGCACAGCCUCCUACUGACGAGCUACGCUUCCGCCCACCACAAUCCCUCAACACCACCUGGAACGACACCCGGCCUGCAACAGCCUACUACAAUGAAUGUAUCGGCUACGGCAGCGACGAUUGGCCCUGGACCGAUGUCGUUUCUGAAGACUGCCUUGCUCUCAGCGUGAUUCGACCCCAUGGUAUCAACUCGAGUGCGAACCUGCCUAUCGUCUUUUGGCUCCAUGGCGGCGAGUUCGCAGAAGGAGGCACUCGUGACGCGCGCUACAACCUCUCCUACAUCGUCCAACAAUCCGUAGAGAUGCAAUCUCCCAUAAUUGGCGUGACUGUUAACUACCGCCUUUCAGGCUGGGGCUUCCUCUACAGCGAAGAAGUCGCCGCCGAAGGCUCCGCGAAUCUAGGACUUCGCGACCAACGGCUAGCCCUAUACUGGGUCCAAGAAAACAUCGCCUCCUUCGGCGGCGACCCGUCGCGGGUCACUAUCUGGGGUCAAAGUGCCGGUGCCAACAGCGUCGGCCUCCACAUGGUGGCCUACAAUGGCCAAAACGACAAUAUCUUCUGGGGUGGGAUCGCCGAGAGCGGCGCCGUUCCCUCCCUCGCGGCAUACAUGAGCGCCUCCGACUCCCAACCAUACUAUGACGCCGUCGUGAACGCUACAAACUGCACGGGCGCCUCCAACACCCUCACCUGUCUCCGACAAGUCCCCACCGCCACCCUCAGCUCCAUCUUCAACAGCUCCCUCGUUGCAGGAGCAGGCUAUCACCCCGUCAUCGACGGCACCUUUCUCACUACCUCUGGAAUCACCAACCUUUUCACAGGCCAAUUUACCAAGACCCCGCUCCUCAUCGGCACCAACUUUGACGAAGGAACCAAAUACGCCCCCCAUAGCUGCAAUACAACCGACCAAUUCCUCUCCCUCGUCCAAUCCAACGGAACAAACUACACCAGCGCGCUCACCAUCGCUUCGCUGUACCCGGAUGACCCCGCCGUCGGUAUCCCCGGGACUCUCCACGGUCGCCCCCCACCAUCAUACGGGUAUCAGUGGAAGCGCGUGGCCGCAUUCUUGGGAGACCUCCUCAUGCAUUCGCCCCGCCGAUUGACAACUCAAUCGCUGGCACGGUGGAACGUGACUUCAUACGUAUACCACUGGAACGUAAUGACACUGGGCCCAUUAGAUGGGGCAGCGCACGGUUAUGAGAUCCCAUUCUCGUUCCAUAAUUACGAUUAUCUCGGCGACGAACAAGGAAAUGCCAACGUGACCUGGCCGCAGUUGUCGACUAUGAUGUCUCGCAUGUGGGUGAGUUUUAUUAAUCAUUUGGAUCCGAAUUAUAAUAAUGUGACGAAUGUACACUGGCCGGCUUACACAUUGGAUCAUCCACGAAAUAUGGUCUUUGAUGUAAAUGUGACGGGAUUGGCCUAUGUCGAGCCGGAUACCUAUCGGGCCGAGGGAAUUGGAUAUAUCACCAGUAUCUUGCAGAGUGCUUUUAAUCGAUAAGCUUUAGGGCUGAGAGUUUAUUAGUCAUGUGUCUAUGACGUGAGAUAAGCUAGGAUUGUUAAUG